ACUGCGGGACUCAACCCGCUGCAGAGCACAGCUGAGCCGAGCCCACCUGUCCAGGUCCCCAUCCCAGCCUUGACAAUGACCCUGGCGGCUUCCUCCCAGCGCUCCCAAAUCAUUCGCUCCAAGUUCCGAUCUGUCCUCCAGCUUCGGAUCCACAGACGCUAUCAGGACACGAGCCUCUCAGGGUCCUUUGCUGCCUCUCCAUUCUCGGAUCCAGAUCCAUGGAUCUCAGCCGCAGACCCGGCUCUGGCUCCGGCCCCAGCCUCACCCUCGAGCCCAGCGCCUUUCCUCUUCAGCCCUGGGGUCCUUCUCCCUGAGCCAAAACACUACCCUUGGCGGUCCCUGAAGAAGGAGUCUCCCAAGAUCUCCCAACAUUGGAGGGAGCCCAAGCCCAAGGAGCACUUGACAUACCACCAGUACAUGCCCCCAGAGCCGAGACAAGGGUCCAGGGCAGACCCCCAGGCUGAAGGGUCGGCCUUGGGUCCCCCUGGACCACCUCCAUGGGAAUGGACAAACUCACAGCAGCCACCUCCUAGGAUGAAGCCCAGUGCCCUCACUCGCUCCCCACCAGGAGUCCCCAGCCCCUCGCCCUCUCCACACAAGUUGGAACUUCAGACUCUCAAACUGGAGGAGCUGACGGUCUCAGAGCUCCGGCAGCAGCUGCGCCUGCGGGGCCUCCCGGUGUCUGGGACCAAGUCGAUGCUCCUGGAGCGCAUGCGCGGCGGCGCCCCGCCCCGCGAGCGGCCGAAGCCGCGGCGCGAGGACUGUCCGGCGGGCGCUCCCUGGCCUCGCUUCAGGCGCAAGGCUUUGGGAGCCGCUGGGAGGCCGGCCUCGUUCAAGCCGAGUCCAACAUCUCACUCGCUGCCCCUUCCACGUGCCGCGGAAACCCUUGUGACGGCUCUGGCUCCUGCUCCGGCUCCGGCUGCAUCGACGGCUCAGGCUCCAGCUCCAGUGCCGAUCCCUUCCUCAGCACCAGCCUCGACAGCCCUGACACUGGAGGAGGAGCUGCAGGAAGCGAUCCGCAGAGCGCAGUUGCUUCCGAACCGGGGCAUCAGUGACAUCCUGGAGGAUCAGGUGGAGCCUGAGGACAUGCUGCCCCCCAUCCCCCUGGACUUCCCCGGCUCCUUCGACUUGCUGUCCCCCUCCCCGGACUCUGAAGGCCUCUCAUCUGUCUUCUCUUCCUCUCUCCCAUCCCCCACGAACUCCCCGUCCCCCUCUCCCAGGGGCCCCACCGACUCCUUGGAUUGGCUGGAGGCUCUGAGUGGGGGUCCCCCACUGGGCUGUGGCCCCCCAGCCCCCAGCAUUUUCUCUGCUGACUUAUCUGAUUCCAGUGGCACCAGGCUGUGGGACCUGCUGGAGGAUCCAUGGUGAUGGAUUUUGGGGUUUCCAGGGACUGUGAACUGGGGGGGAUGGAGAGGCCACAGAGAUAGACUCCCUGAGGGAGGGGUUGGAACAACCAGCAGAGUCCCUCCCACCACAGACACAAAAUCAGAGACAACUCUCAUCCCCACCUGGCCCCUGCACUGCUGCUGACAUGCCCACCUCCUGACUUCUGCCUGACCUCCAUAUGAUCCCCUCCAUGGUUGUGUGGUUGGGGGCAAAGAGGUUUCAUUUGCUGCUGACCAGGGCAAAACAAGCUGCUUGCUGCUUCCCUCAGAGACCUCAUGGAUGUUUUUGUUCCCACUUUCAUCCCCCCAUCCCACUGACGAGAUGGAUGCCUGUUGCUGGGGAGUCUGGAAGGUGGUCUAUGCUUUUUGGAUGCAGGAGAGGGACAGGGAAGAGUAGGGAGAGAGAAUAGUCUGCCAGACCCUUGGCUUCUGAUUGGAGAUGAGAAAAAUCAGAUGUGUCAUAUCUGAGGUCAGAUUCCCUCGGAAGCAGAGUCUGAGACAAGAUCUGUGUAUCCAUGAUUUAGGAAAGAAAUGCUCCCAGGAGAAACCAAUGAAGGAAUAGAUGAAACAGGGCAGCGAUGGGGAAGAAGACUAGCUAGAAUGUGAUUUCAGGUGAAGUCCCAACACCAGCCUGAUCCCAUGGGGAGCUCUGGAGGAUAAAUUAAGUUGUAGAGUCUUUCCCACCUUGAGGCAAAGGGAACUGGGCCUUUGAGACAAAGGGAGAUCCCUGUUUGGGUUUAUUAUUGCUGAAUAACAAACCACCCUAAAAUUUCGUGUCUUAAUUACUGUCUGUGAUUGUUCACAAUUCCAUGGAUUGAC
Eubalaena glacialis (North Atlantic right whale) is the source of this 2204-nucleotide messenger RNA. RefSeq names its product MEF2 activating motif and SAP domain containing transcriptional regulator (gene MAMSTR). Bases 76 to 1368 code for a protein of 430 amino acids. Gene Ontology annotation, biological process: regulation of transcription by RNA polymerase II. Gene Ontology annotation, cellular component: nucleus. The record is from RefSeq and is a predicted model, not a curated record. The transcript has 10 exons. NCBI's taxonomy places the organism in Eukaryota, Metazoa, Chordata, Mammalia, Artiodactyla, Balaenidae. Gene Ontology annotation, molecular function: transcription coregulator activity.